Messenger RNA from Heteronotia binoei (common prickly gecko), 1060 nucleotides. RefSeq names its product mitochondrial ribosomal protein L32 (gene MRPL32). Gene Ontology annotation, molecular function: structural constituent of ribosome. Gene Ontology annotation, biological process: translation. The transcript has 3 exons. The record is from RefSeq and is a predicted model, not a curated record. Bases 88 to 618 code for a protein of 176 amino acids. Lineage: Eukaryota; Metazoa; Chordata; Lepidosauria; Squamata; Gekkonidae. Gene Ontology annotation, cellular component: mitochondrial large ribosomal subunit.
GUUUCCCAGCAGCCCACGGGGCAAAAGCGGCCCGCCUUUCCACGCUCUUCCCUUGAAGUGGGCCGACCAGGGGAGGGGAGAGACAAGAUGGCAGCCGUCCUGGUGAUGCCGUCGCCCUUGCUCAAGCUCCGUGGCUUCCUUCGGGGCUGGUUGGGACUACUCAGUAGCCAGAGCCCUCCUUGGGCUCCUGCAUUGGCUGUGCAGGGUCCAGCUUUGCUGGAGACGGUGGAAGAGAAGGCUGAAAGCGACGAGACGCCAAGCUUUUUAGACAGCAUAUUUUGGAUGGCAGCCCCAAAGUCGAGGCGAACCAUUGAGGUGAAUCGCUGCAGGCGAAGGGAUAUCAGAAAGCUUUUAAAAGUUAAGAGAAACAUCGAAUUUUGUCCCCAGUGCGGUCAUGUAAAGCAGAAGCACCUUCUUUGUGGAUAUUGUUACGAAAAGGUGAGACAGGAGAUGUUUGCCAUAAGGAACCAAAUAUUCGCCCAGGAAGGAGGGCCUCAUAGGGCUCCCACCGUAGAGACUGUUGUCCUGUAUGAAGGAGAGAAGCCUAGAGAGCAAGACAAAGGGAAGCGGAUCAUCGAACGAGCAAGGAAGCGCCCGUCUUGGUUUACUCUGGACUGAGGAUUUAGCACCGUGGCUUCUUGGGUUGCAAACUACUUGAUUCUUCAGGAAAAAAUAAUUGAAAAGAAUGCAUCUUUAAAAUGUACUAAUUCUAAAAUAUGUAAAGGACUUUAUUUUUUUGUUUAAAAAGCUGGCAUUGCAGUACAAAUUGUACUUUCCCAUUACAGUCUUAUUUUUGACAUUUAUGGUAUACUAGUUAAAGAAAAUGAAGUAGUAUGUUCUGGUUUGCCAACAUGCUACUGUGAUGACAUGUCACAGUUCUAUAGUGAGCAAUGCAGAACAUUAUUUUGCAGGACUGGAUUCUUUCUACAUAUAUUUUGGUGUCCUCCUGUACUGUACAUUGCAAGUCACCCAUUUUGGAAGUUUUUUAAAAAGUCCACAUGUAAACAGCAGUUGAAAGUACAAUAAGCGUUUCAGGAUUAUAAUAAGAAUUGUGAAUUGC